Messenger RNA from Chroicocephalus ridibundus (black-headed gull), 1631 nucleotides. RefSeq names its product cobalamin binding intrinsic factor (gene CBLIF). The coding region runs from base 159 to 1424 and encodes 421 amino acids. The record is from RefSeq and is a predicted model, not a curated record. Gene Ontology annotation, molecular function: cobalamin binding. Gene Ontology annotation, biological process: cobalamin transport. Lineage: Eukaryota; Metazoa; Chordata; Aves; Charadriiformes; Laridae. The transcript has 9 exons.
CGGCGACGCUUGGCAAGUGCCAGGACGGCGGUGGGAGGGCAGGUGACGGCAGAAGGACGCCGAGAGCAGCUAAAAGCCGAGAGAGGACGCCCGGAGAGACGAGUCCCCGCCGGGUCUCCGCUAGCCUCAGCGGAUCUGCUUGCCCCGAGGACAACGAGAUGCUCGGCGCGGCUUUGGGCAUCGGGGUCCUGCUGGCCCUGGUGGGCGGCGCGGCCACCCACAGCUGCGUUGGCCCCGACAAACUGGUCUCCGAGCUGCUCGAGCGCCUGGAGGACUCCGUCAACAAGGACGAGCCGCCGAACCCCAGCGUCCUGCUGGCCAUGAACCUGGCGGGGGCCACCGGCGAUGGCACCCGCAAGUGGCUGCUCCAGGAGAUAAAGGAGGAGGCCGUGAAGAGAGCCCAGAAGGACAUGACGUCGGGCCAGGUGGCUCUGUACGUGCUCGCCCUCCUCUCCUCCUGCCAGGACCCCCAUCACACCCACGCCCUGGGGCAGACCGUCGACCUGUUCCACGUCCUGCAGAAGAAAACCAAGGAGGAGAUGGACCGCCUGGAGGCGACCGGCGUCCCCAAGACCACCCUGUACAGCGUGAGCCUGGACACCCUGGGCUUGUGCCUGGGGGGGGUGAGCGGCUACGAAGACGCGGCCACGGCCUUGGCCAAGGAAGCGCUGAGCCCCGCCAGCCACCUCUCCGUGGACACCCGUGCCGUGGCGGCGCUGGCGCUGGCGUGCACCUACCACCGGACGGAGCGGCAAGAUUUACAGCACCUGCUCUGGGAAGCGGUGUCGGUGGUGACCAACGGCUUCCUGGACGAGCAGGAGAAGAGGGAUGGCAUGAUGGGGAACAUCUACAGCAUGGGGCUGGCCCUGCAGGCGCUGGGCUCCACGGCAAUGUUUUACGCCCCGCGGGAGUGGGAUUGCGCCCAAGCUUUCUCCGUGGUGUACGGCCACGACUACCGCCAGCCCAUGGCCAUCGCUCAGGUCCUGCCGGCCCUCGUGGGCAAAUCCUACCUGGAGGCGGCUAGCCUGGAAUGCACGGCCAGCAGCGGGAUGUCCCCAAGCCUACAGUCCCUAAAGCUGGUUCCAAUCGGGGUUCAGAAAGCCCGCAUCCAGGUGCACUACUCCAUCAUCAACACGCUGCAGGGCAAGCACUUCCACAAAUCCAUCUCCGUGCGGGUGCCGGCCGGCUCCACGCUGCUGCGGGUGCUGCAGGCAGCUGAGAAGAAGGAACCCGACGUCUUUAGCUUCCAGACGGAGCAGACGUCCUGGGGUCCCAUGGUGGUCUCCAUCCACGGGCUGGCCGCCAACCCGGAGGACAGGACCUACUGGCAGUUCCUCAGCGGGGAGGACGCCCUGCAGGAAGGGGUCGGCACUUACGUACCGGUGGACGGGGAGCACAUCCAGGCCGUCUUCAGCACCUACUGAAGGCACCGAGGGACGCGCGGCCUCGCCGGAGCCACUGUGAAGGCAAUAAAGAGCCGGUAUCAGCACAGCCCCGCGUGCGUGUGCGCGUCUCUCUUACGGUUGGAGGAAGCCGUCACAAUUUGUCGUCGUUUAGAUAUUUAUUCUCUCACCCAAAUGAGCCCGCCCCACCCGGGAAGGGGAAUCGGGGAAACAACAAGGAAACCCAAG